Messenger RNA from Zygotorulaspora mrakii, 1086 nucleotides. Its product is annotated as putative endodeoxyribonuclease. Bases 1 to 1086 code for a protein of 361 amino acids. The record is from RefSeq and is a predicted model, not a curated record. The transcript has a single exon. Gene Ontology annotation, molecular function: hydrolase activity, acting on ester bonds. Lineage: Eukaryota; Fungi; Ascomycota; Saccharomycetes; Saccharomycetales; Saccharomycetaceae.
AUGUACAAUAUUCGCGACAUUUCCAAGGGGCUAGCAAAAGAGGAACGGAGGGGACAUUUCAUCAAAAACAAUGCAAGUCAGAUCACGUGUGCGUUACAUGAAUCCGCUAUACCAGUGGUAUGCUCCGUUCACAGGUUAGUUUAUAGGAGCUGCAAGAUGAAUGCGCCAUACGUGGAUGCCCACUGUCAUUUAGUGAUGAGUGAGGAUGGUUUUGGAGAAAACGCGCAUCCCUACGCUUGCGUUGACAGCACAAGAUGUGUAAUGUCGACCAAUGCGAACGAUUGGGAGAAGCUGCGAAAGAUAGAAGCCACAGAUAUCGUACGAUCUUUUGGAGUUCAUCCCUGGUACUGCCACUUGUUCAGUAUCGGGAGAGAGAGUGUGUCGAAACGGGAACACUACGAAUCUGUACUCGAAUGUAAGGAGCGGCAGGAGCAGCUUGCAAUUAUAGAAAGGCUUCCUGAUCCCAUCCCGCUCGAGAAAUACAUCCAGGAAGAAUACGACGAUGAGUUGGUGGGGGUGAUUGGUGAGAUCGGACUCGACAAGCUGUUCCGCUUGCCUGAAAACGGUUAUUUCGUGCAUGCGAAAGAGCCGUUUCGGCUGACACGAGUGCGAGUAAAGUUGGCGCAUCAGAUCGCUGUGUUUGAGAGGUUCUGCCAAUUAGCAGCUCAAUUCGACAAACCGGUGUCCGUGCACGAUGUAAAGUGUCAUGGUAAACUCUUUGAAAUCUGUACAGAGAUUCUUCUACCUCAUGAAGGUGUAAACGUUUGUCUGCAUUCGUUCACCGGAUCCAAAGAGAUUAUAUCGCAACAAUGGAUCAGGUACUUCACAGAGCCCCGCAUUUUCCUCAGUCUCUCGAAAUACAUCAAUUUCAAAUCGUCGGAGGACGGACGUGCGUUGGCUGUUUUUGUACCAAAUCGCUGCUUACUCACAGAAACAGACCUCCCUAUCGACGCCGUUAAGCCCGAUGAGCUGACGAACGCAUUGAGUUAUGUCUGCGAAGAGCUAACAGAAGCCCUGCAACUGGGAGGACUUGAGGCAACCAAACAGUUAAUACAUACGAACUUUAAAAGAUAUUUAAACCGUUAG